GGAAAUAUUUAUUAUUUAUUUAUUUAUUAUGUAUCCUAUCCAUCAAUCCGCACUGGACCCGAGUGGUGGGUCAUGCAGGGCAUAGCCCAAGCCCCCAAUUCCGUUAAACUAUUAACAAAACUUUUAACCAAGUCCACAGUGAUCGCCGUCAGUGGUCUACCUAACUGUCUUGCUAGAUGUGACCAUGUUGUAACGGAAAAUGGUAUGGUCUUAAGGGCCAUGUCGAAUUUCUUCUAGUAUUUCUUAGGCUGCAAGGCAGCGCCACAUCUUCGCAUUAUAGGUAACCCACAAUGUCAAACGAAUACCUUUAAACAAGUAUUAAACAAUUCAAGAAAUCAUGCCAGAAUCGACAUCAAUAACGUACAACACAAAUGCAAGACACGCAAUGAUAUUAUAAUCCGACGUUAUCCAAUCCUACGAUACCCCUAAUUUCGAUGAGUGUCCAAACCUUGUCGCAACACUACUGAGAAAAUUGCAGCCGUAGCUACAGACCGGCUGCACAACCAGCGGCAAAGUCACAACAAGGCAUACCGGUAAAGCCGGCAGUAUGUGUGGAAUGUACCGUAGAUGUAAAGUGAGGAUGUUAAUUUUCCUUACUAGCCUACCCAAUGUUGUGAGGUUUCGGUAAAUGUCUGACUGAGUCUUUAAAAAUAUUAAGGGUUUCAUUCUUCUAUAAAUUUUCAACUAAGGGUGAUUAAUGCUGAUGAUUUUCUUGCAUUCGUUCUUCUGAUCAGCUUUGACAAGAACUCACGAAGCGGUUUUAUCACGCACCCGCCGUGGGCGUCCGCAGAACCAGCAGAACUAUUUUAUUUCAAAACUUACGAGACUGCAGUUUUCUGCGAUCCCGCAACCAUCGAAGCUAGCCGCGUCUUUGGGUGAUCGUCUCCCGCGUGCGAACACAGCGGGUGCGCAAACACCGGCUGCACCCACGCGCUCUAAGGCCGCAAAUCGCGCCCCAAGUUUUGCUUUGGCGUUUGCAGCUCCGGCGGACGCGGAAGAAAAUAGUGCCUUCUUCAAAUAGCUCCAAAUGAGCAGAAAGCCUUCCAUUGCAAAGUAGUAUGUUUUAUACAACUACACAACUUUAAAGAGGCUCUAGCUAUCUUGUGUAACCCAAAAAAUGCAGCACUAGCUGCCGAUUUGCAUUUUGAAAAGGCUUACACUCAGUAUCGGCUUAACUGUCCAAAAGAUGCUUUGCAGACAGUUGAUAAUGCACCAGAGAUGACACCAGCUUUGAAAGAACUAAGGGCUCAAAUUUUAUACCGCUUAGAACAAUAUCAAGAAUGCUACAAUUUGUAUCGUGACCUAGUCAAAAAUACAACAGAUGACUAUGAGGAUGAGAGGAAAACCAACAUGGCCGCUGUUGUGGCUAAUCUUGCUACAUUAAAUCCAUCCACAGAGCUGCCACAGUUUGAUGAAACCACCUAUGAGCUAGCUUAUAACAGUGGCAGUACAUUGGCUAUGCGUGGCAAGCACAAUGAAGCACUGCCUGUAUUGAAACGAGCUGAACAAGCUUGUUCUGAAAGUGUGCUUGAUGAUGGAGGCACUGACGAAGAAGCUAAGGAAGAAGCUGCUAUUAUAAGGGUGCAGCAAGCUUAUUGUCUUCAGAUGAUGGGCAAAGAGAAAGAAGCUGCUGCUAUAUACCAGAAUGUUCUAAAGGACAAACCUUCAGACCAAGCAUUAGUUGCAAUUGCUAGCAAUAAUUUGGUAGUUAUAAACAGGGACGGCAAUGUAUUUGAUUCCCGAAAACGUAUGAAAGCUGCCACUGCAGAUGGUCUUGAGCAUAAACUGAACUCGCGUCAACGCAGCGCUAUAACUUAUAAUCAAGCUAUUCUGUGUAUAUAUUCCAAUCAGCCAGACUUCUGUAAGCAAUGUUGCGUAAAACUCGUCCGUGACUUUCCGGGACAAGAGAGUCGCGCGGCGUUGGUAGAAGCUAGUUCGCUCGCCAAGGAAGGAAAGCGAUCCCAAGCAGUCUCUCUGUUACUGAAGCAUGGGGGAACUUUAACACUGGCAGCGGUGCAAGUGUUGCUUUCCCAGGGUGACCGUAAGGGUGCAGUGAAGCUUUUGGAAGAGAGUGAAUUCAAAUAUCGGGCUGGUGUCGUAGGACUGUUGUGUACACUGCUCUCCGCUGAAGGGGAGCUGGAGAAGGCGUCUAAACUCUUCCACGAUGUGUACGAGCAUUACAAAGACGACAAAGAGGCACUUGGCGUACUCCGCGAAGUGUGGCGUGCCGCGGCAGAAGCGCACGCUCGGGCCGGGGACACCGCCGCCGCCGCCGGAGCCCUGGAGGCUUUGGCGCGCGCGGCACCGCAGGACACGCGGUCUCUAGCGCGCCUCGUGAAGGCCCUCGCCGCGCUGCAGCCGGCGCGCGCCCGCCUGCUGGCCGCCUCCCUGCCCGCCCUCACGCACCGCGAGGCAAAAAUCGAUAUAGACGCCCUAGAAUCGUCGAAAUGGAUGAUGGGGGCAAAGGUGGUCAAGAAAACUGUUAGCAAACAAGAACAAUCGCCUGGUACCCCUGGCUCUGAACUCGGCACAAAGAAGAAUACAAGACGCAAACGCAAAACUAAGUUACCACCCAAUGCUGAUCUGUCCAAACCACCGGAUCCAGAGAGAUGGCUACCCAAAUACGAGCGUACGGCGUACAGGAAGCGGCGCGGCGUGCGGCGUGACGUUAUCAAGGGCAGCCAGGGCAUGUCUACCACAGCCACCGAUCAAUACGACAUGAGCAAACAGCAGCCUACCGCCGCCGCGGCCACAGCGGCUAAGAGUCCGCGCGUCGAGCCCAAGCAGCAGGAGAGCGCGUGGCAGCGCAAGCAGCAGCAGAAGAAAAAGGGGAAAGGUCGCAAGUGGUAGACAAUAAAACCUUUUUCUAAUAUACUAAUCGUAGUUUUAUUUUCCGUCAAAAAUGUUAAUCCUACUGAUAUUGUGAUGUGAAAGUUUGUAUGUUUGUUAAAAACCACUGAACGUAGGUAUUUAGAUGAAAUUUGGAGCGCGUAUAGUUUACAGCCCGGAUUGAGACAGGAUAUUUUUUAUCCCGGAAAUAUGCCAUGUUCUUGUGGGAUUCUAGAAAAAACUUAAGUAAAUACGCUGUAAUAAAUAUUUCAUUCCCUAAGUAAGCACGUAUAAAUAUAAUAAAUAUCGUUUUGUUGACAUAUCAACUUUACAACAACCUUGGAUUCAACAUCACGAGCAGAAUCGUUGCUAAAAACUCUCCUAAUGAUCGCGGAGCCUAAAAGAAUAAAGGGCCAUUAUUUCAAUUCAGUAUUCGUCACCAUUAUUGACUGCAUAAGUUUGUAUGAAAAAUCUUAUUCCUGGAGUUAAUAGAUUUUAAAACUUGGUUGAAUGAUCGCGUAGCCAAAAAGAGUAUAGGGCCAGCAGCAACCGCCCACCGCGGCCAAGUCCGCGUGUCGAGCCCAAGCAGCAGAAGAGGGCGUGGCAGCGUAAGCAGCAGCAGAAGAAAAAAAAGGGAAAAGGCCGCAAGUGCUAGACAAUAUAAACUUUUUGCAAUAAACGAACCGUCGUUUUCUUUCCUGUCUAAAAUGUUAACGAUAAUUAUUUCUUUCCCUAGAUAAGAAACGUUUUGUAGACAAACCGCGACUCCAUCUGCGUGAAAAAAAAUGGUUUCCGAUCAACGAUAUUAAAUACCCUAGAUACACCAAAACGAACAAAAUCGUGCCCAAAACCUGUCCAAAAGGUACAUUGGACGAUCCACGGAGCUUUAUAAAAUAAUCGCAUAGUCAAAAACAAUAUGAGGCAAUAUUUGAACAUUUAAUGUCACCUUUAAUGCAUACUGUAUAUAGUCUUAAUUAAAACGCAUGCGUCAGAGUUAUGACAGUUCAAAAUGCAAGCUUGUAAAAUUUUACGAUUAAUUGCUAUAUGCGGAAGAAUAUAGAGCUUUUUUUUUUUUUUUUGUUUCUACGUGCAAUUCUGGAUGCGCUGUUAGCAAUAUAGCAGGUACGGACCGCGAGGAAAACGGCUAUAUUACCCGACCAUGCAUGAAUAUCACAAAUAUUUUCUUAUAAAACAGUUUAUAGUAAGUAUUAGAACAAAAUUUGCUUCAAAAGCGUUAAAUUAACAAACGUUGAAUUUUUUUUUUUAAUGAAACGAAGUGCUUGACUGGUGUUCAAGCAGUUCUUGAUUGGGACACAUUUUGAGUGCACGUGGUGUAUCUAGGGUAUUUAAAUAUCGUUAUUUCCCAUACACACUUUCACCCCCUCAAAGGGGGAUUUCUAGGAUAAAAACUAUGCUAUUUCCUUUCCCAAGACUCAAACUAUCUCUGCACCAAAUUCCAUCUAAAGCGGUUUAAACGUGAAGAGGUAAAAGACAGACGCAUCUUCGCAUUUAUAUUAUUAGUAUGAAUACCAAAAACCUAAGAUUCAACGUCACAAGCAAAAUCGUGGCUUUAAACUCUGUCCUAAAAGUACCUACAUUGGAUGAUCGCGUAGUUGCCUUAAAUAAUAUAGGGCAUUAUUUCAAUUUAAUGUUCAAGACACCAUUAUGGCCGAGACUACUGUCUGCGGAGAACAAAAGUCCCUGAAUCGUGAAAAAAAUGAAAGCCUUGUCACGGACUCAACACACCCGUUGCUGCGUCUAGUCACAUGAUAUCAAUUUGUUUUUUGGACAGCCCCGUACUUAUGUACGGUCUGAUCUUUCAGAGCCUUAGGUUGUUCGGAGGACUUUUCAUGUGCAGUACUUUUAUUAGUCAGUACACAAAUUACACAGUAAAUAUUAGAGACAUGAAAAACAUGUCAUUUCAUUUGUUAUUAUAUGCAGUUUAUAUAAAACUUAAUGAACAACUAUUUGGUGAUUAGGUAUUUUGACAGUUGCUGACAUCGUUGACACGUGGAGGGUAAACAGAGAUGUAGCCUGUUUUGUGCAUGAGAGUGAGAGACUACUUUAGUGCGCUCUAUUGGCGGCUGUUUGGGGGGGGGGGGGGGGGACUACUUCUACCAUUUUAAAAUGAAAUACUGUUGGUGGGUCUUAUUAUAAGUCAUUGACUGAAUGGAAUAGAAGCGAUUUUUUUACGAAAUUGUGCAU
This is a messenger RNA of Chilo suppressalis (striped riceborer), 5034 nucleotides long. NCBI's taxonomy places the organism in Eukaryota, Metazoa, Arthropoda, Insecta, Lepidoptera, Crambidae. The record is from the annotation of a GenBank genome assembly.